UUAUGAUAAAAAACAAAUCUUGAAAAACAAAGAACUCCCUUUGGAGCAAAAAACACGAAAUACAUAUAUUAUACACACACACACACACACACAAAACAAAAGAAUUUCAGUCUUUCGUUCUCUCUUUAAGCCCUUCUUUCUCUCUCUAUCUAUCAAUUUCUAUAAUAUCACCUCCAAUCCUGUCUCUAUUCAUUUAUUUAAUCCCUUUUUUUUUUCUUUUUUUUUUUUUACUUUGUCUUUAUUGUUUAAUCUUAAGAUAAAAACUUAUACAAAUUUUUCUUCCUUUUAUCCUCUCUUGAAAUCUUCUACUUAUAAUAUUGAUCUCUUAUUUGGUUCUGUAUUUCUUUAUCAAGAACAAAUAUUGAAUCCCUUAUUGACAGUGAAUCUGGGUGGUUCAUGGAUCAAAAUCAUAUAAUAAGGUUUUGUGGUUUUUGACUUGUAGUGGUGAGAGUGAAUGAGAGAUAUGGGAUUAAAAUCUGUUGGUGGGCUUUUCAAGUUCUUAGCUAAACUCAAAUUGGGUUGUAAAACUCAAUUUUCUAAUUGCUGAUCAUUGAUAUUUUGGUGAUGCAAAGGGUAAAUUUAUAGUUGAUGAAGCAAUUGUGGCUAGGUGUUUGAUUAUUGGGGUCUAUUUUCUUUAUUUUGGAUUUUCUUUUGGGGUCAAUGGAUGAAGUUGGGGCUAAUGAAGCACAAGAAUUGGAGGCAUCUUCUUCUUCUUCUUCAGUUAGGUGGCGGCCGAAGCAGCUAGCUUUCGAGUCUUAUAUGCCAGGGAAUGGAGCUGAUCGUAAUAAGAAGGAAGCUUUGCGUGUUCUUGUCAGAAAACCUUUGGUGGCAAGACUAACCAAAGAAAUAGUUGAGACAUAUCAAAUAUGCAAUCCACAGUUCAAGUAUUCUGAAGAAUUAAAUCCUAAAAGAUAUUUGACCAGCCCAUCGAUUGGAGUCUUGAAUGAUGGAUAUGACAAUGUGAAUUCUGAUCUCAUUCUGACUGUAAACUUUCCCUUGGUCAAUCUAGAGACACAAAGAAGAUACAUUGUAAAAGAUGUUCUUGGCCAUGGAACAUUUGGGCAGGUUGCUAAAUGCUGGGUUGCAGAAACAAAUAGUUUUGUUGCUGUAAAGAUAAUUAAAAAUCAACCAGCUUACUAUCAGCAAGCCUUGGUUGAAGUAUCUAUUUUGACCACGUUAAACAAGAAGUAUGAUCCUGAAGAUAAGCAUCACAUUGUCCGAAUAUAUGAUUAUUUCGUAUUUCAGAGGCAUUUGUGCAUUUGCUUUGAACUGCUCUACACAAAUCUGUACGAGCUUAUCAAGCUAAAUCAGUUCAGGGGUUUAUCAUUGAGCAUUGUCCAAUUGUUCUCUAAGCAGAUUUUACAUGGAUUGGCUCUGUUAAAAGAUGCUGGGAUUAUUCAUUGUGAUUUGAAGCCGGAAAACAUUCUGCUAUGCACAAGUGUGAAGCCAGCAGAAAUUAAAAUAAUUGACUUUGGAUCAGCAUGCAUGGAGGAUCGUACUGUUUACUCCUAUAUCCAGAGUCGUUAUUACAGAUCUCCUGAAGUCCUCCUUGGAUACCAAUAUACUACAUCCAUUGACAUGUGGUCUUUUGGGUGCAUAGUCGCAGAACUGUUUCUAGGAUUGCCACUCUUCCCUGGAGCUUCAGAAUUUGAUCUUUUGAGGAGAAUGAUCGAAAUACUUGGUGGACAACCCCCUGAUUAUCUACUAAAGGAAGCAAAAAAUACGAGCAAAUUCUUCAAGUGCAUUGGAAGUGUCCACAAUGUAGAUCAUGGUGAUAUGUCAUUGGGAAGCAAAAGUGCUUACCAAGCAUUAACAGUGGAUGAAUAUGAAGUUAGGGAGUUGAAGAAGCCAUCUAUCGGAAAGGAGUAUUUCCAUCAUAAGAACCUUGAGGCAAUUGUUACAAAUUAUCCUUACAGAAAGAAUUUGCCACAGGAAGACAUUAUGAAAGAAAGUCAAAUACGAUUAGCAUUGAUUGAUUUCUUGAGAGGGCUUGUGGAGUUUGAUCCUGCAAAAAGGUGGUCCCCUUUUCAGGCUUCAAGACACCCUUUUGUAACUGGGGAACCUUUCACCUGUCCUUACAAGCCUCCUCCAGAGAGUCCUCGCAUGCCUGUUGCACAAAAUUUUAAGGUGGACCAUCACCCAGGUGGUGGGCAUUGGUUUGCUGCGGGUCUUUCUCCUAAUGUGAGCUUCUUGCCCCUUAAAAUUCCAGGCAGGACCAGAGCAUCCCUUCAUAAUAGCCCUCACUUUCAAGUGGUUCCAUAUGCACAUGGUAAUAGCUAUGGCAGUAUAGGAAGCCAUGGCAGCUACAAUGAUGGUAUUGGCCUUGGAAGCAGUUAUGGAAGUUAUGGAGAUGGCAGCAAUAUGUUUGCAUAUUAUUCACCAGUUGGCCCAUCUGGGAUGAACAUGCACCCACAGGCUGGUCUAUCAAUGCUUGGAAGUAGUCCAGAUGCAAGACGGAGGUUUAUUCCAUACUCACAUCCAAAUGGAAUUGGUAUGAGUCCGUCAACAGGAAAUUUUGCACCACUCCCUCUUGGCACCAGUCCCUCACAAUUUACUCCACCAAAUUCCUACAGUCAAGUGUCAGCUGGUUCUCCUGGGCACUAUGGUCCAACUUCACCAGCAAGAAACAAUUGUCAUGGAUCACCUUUAGGAAAAAUGGCUGCAGUUACCCAAUUCAAUAGAAGAAAAAGUUGGGGGUAUUCUGGAAGUUCCCAGAAUCAAGAGAGUCCACAAUCUUCACAUUGGCAAGGACAGUUUGCUGAUGGAACCAGUUCAAGCCAGCCUGAGGGAAAUCCUCCAAUACUUGGAAGUUCACCCUCACAUCGGCAGUCAAAUUCCAGUACUGCAAGCUGGAUGCAGCAGCAUGGAGGUGGUGGAAUUACUGCCGGUCACUCUGCCAUUCAGAAUAUGCCAGGCUCUUUCAAGCCUUCUAGCAUGCAAUUUCCUCAAAAUGCAGGACCGGCUUUUGAUAAGCCCGAGGCUAGCCUGUCAUUGCCUGAUCCAGGAGAUUGGGAUCCUAAUUACAGUGAUGAACUUCUUCUACAAGAGGAUGGUUCAGAUGUUAGCUCCAUAAACACUGAGUUCAAUAAAGGCAUGCAUCUUGGUUCAGGCGAUCCAUCAGUUACUUUCGGAAGAUCAAACCGUGCGUCAAACCAGAGCUCCAGUUCAUUAGUUCAAAGACAAAAUGGACCUGUACAAUUUGCGCACCCAGAGGCUGGCAGCCCUCCUUCAGCUCAUGACUUGCAUGCUGGAUAUGGCCGUUCGAUGUCAAAGCCUUCACAUUUCAUGCCACAUAUCUCACAGAACUCACCAAGCCGUUUAGGACAGCAAUCCCUUCCACGCUGCAAUCAUGGGAGGCCUGCUGUUCGGGGUAGUGAAUGGAAUCAUAUUAAGGUCCAGCCCCCCCAACCCAACUUUAGUUCUGGGGGCCCACAUUCUCCAGGAAACAGUUCAAUUAAUAAUGGCAUGCCAUGGGGGCGUAGGGCCAACUAUCCUGUCACAAGCAUUCCACCGGCAUCCCGAGGCAGAAAAGACUACGGAAGGAUUGCCUAGUUUUGGAAUCAGCUUAUUUUUUUUUUAACUCUUGAGGGGUUAUGUUUUGAGUGUUGGAAAGAAAGUUGUACUCAUUAGUUCACAAGCCUAGUGGGCUCAUGCUAAGAAAAUCCUCACCCAGACAUGUUCAUUCAUUGUGCUUGCAUAAAUAUAAUUCAUGGUUGUGGUUUCUUC
Ricinus communis (castor bean) is the source of this 3726-nucleotide messenger RNA. Its product is annotated as dual specificity protein kinase YAK1 homolog. Gene Ontology annotation, cellular component: cytoplasm. NCBI's taxonomy places the organism in Eukaryota, Viridiplantae, Streptophyta, Magnoliopsida, Malpighiales, Euphorbiaceae. The record is from RefSeq and is a predicted model, not a curated record. Gene Ontology annotation, biological process: peptidyl-threonine phosphorylation; peptidyl-serine phosphorylation. Bases 661 to 3552 code for a protein of 963 amino acids. Gene Ontology annotation, molecular function: protein tyrosine kinase activity; ATP binding; protein serine/threonine kinase activity. The transcript has 18 exons.